AUGGACAAUGCCGACGUUGAAGCUGGUGUAGAAGACGAGUUCCAUGGCAAGAGCGGUCGCAAGUAUCGCCCGGUUGUCGACGACGAUCGCGCCGUGCUCGAGAUGUCAUCCAUGGAUCCUUCCUCUUCUUCUUCUUCGUCUGCUCUUCCUGUUCACCAAGCUUCCCUCAAGAGAAUAAAAGUGGGCACCCAGGAAAACAUGGGUUCUGAUGCAAAAGAAGGGCACCCUCCUACUCAUGUGCAAGCCAAUGGGCCCCAGAGAGAAUCCAAAUUGGAACUGUUUGGUUUUGAUUCUCUCGUCAACAUUCUUGGUCUUAAGAGUAUGACAGAUGAGCAAAGUGCAGCACCAUCUAGUCCUAGAGAUGGUGAAAAUAUUUCUAUCACCCAGGGGCGACCGAAGCCUACUGGUGUCAAAUUGGGAACACUGAUGGGUGUAUUCGUCCCAUGCUUGCAAAAUAUACUAGGAAUCAUCUACUAUAUUCGAUUUUCUUGGAUUGUUGGUAUGGCUGGUAUAGCUGAGUCACUAUUCUUGGUUUCAUUCUGUGGCUUGUGUACUUUCCUGACUGCAAUAUCAUUGAGUGCAAUUGCAACCAAUGGUGCUAUGAAGGGUGGUGGACCGUACUAUCUAAUUGGUCGUGCCCUUGGUCCAGAAGUUGGAGCUUUCAUGUUCUUGUUGUCUAGUUAUGUCUUGGGAGCUGUUGAAACAUUCUUGAAAGCUGUGCCAGCUGCUGGGAUUUUUAGAGAGACCACAAGAGUUAAUGGAACAUCAGUUGCAAUACAAAGUCCGAGUUCACAUGACCUGCAAAUCUAUGGGAUAGUUGUGACUAUUAUUUUAUGCUUUAUUGUGUUUGGUGGUGUGAAAAUGAUCAAUCGGGUUGCACCUGCUUUCCUCAUACCUGUUUUACUCUCACUGUUCUGCAUAUAUAUUGGGAUUGCUUUGGCGAGGAAGAAUUACCCUGUAGAUGGAGUCACGGGCUUGAGUUUGCACUCCUUCAAAGAAAACUGGAACUCAGAUUAUCAGAAGACCAAUAACGCUGGAAUUCCUGAUCCUGAUGGAAAAGUGUCCUGGAAUUUCAAUGCAAUGGUCGGCCUCUUUUUCCCUGCUGUGACAGGAAUUAUGGCAGGUUCAAAUCGGUCAGCGUCACUGAGAGAUACUCAGCGUUCAAUUCCUAUUGGAACACUGGCUGCGACUCUUUCAACUACUGCAAUGUAUCUGGUCUCUGUGUUAUUAUUUGGAGCCCUUGCUAGCAGACAGAAGCUUUUGACUGAUAGGCUACUUACUGCUACAAUAGCUUGGCCUUUCCCAGUAUUCAUUUACAUUGGAAUAAUUCUAUCAACCUUGGGUGCUGCUCUUCAAAGCCUGACUGGUGCCCCCCGUCUGCUUGCAGCAAUAGCCAAUGAUGAUAUUUUACCUGUUCUUAACUACUUCAAGGUUUCAGAUGGGAGUGAGCCUAACAUCGCUACCUUAUUUACCGCGCUCCUCUGUAUCGGGUGUGUCGUAAUUGGGAACCUGGAUCUUAUCACGCCAACUAUAACUAUGUUUUUCCUUCUGUGUUAUGCGGGCGUGAACUUAUCUUGCUUCCUUCUGGAUCUUCUAGAUGCUCCCAGCUGGCGUCCGCGGUGGAAAUUUCACCACUGGAGCCUCUCUCUUCUUGGAGCCUUACUUUGUAUAGUGAUAAUGUUCUUGAUCUCCUGGUCAUUCACUGUCGUGUCUCUAGCCCUGGCAAGCCUUAUAUAUUAUUAUGUGAGCAUCAAAGGAAAGGCUGGGGACUGGGGUGAUGGUUUCAAGAGUGCAUAUUUCCAACUAGCUCUUCGCAGUCUUCGAUCGCUAGGAGCAAACCAAGUGCACCCAAAGAAUUGGUAUCCCAUCCCCCUGAUAUUCUGCCGGCCUUGGGGGAAGCUGCCAGAAAAUGUACCUUGCCAUCCCAAACUUGCUGACUUUGCCAACUGUAUGAAGAAGAAGGGCAGGGGAAUGUCCAUCUUUUUUUCUAUUCUAGAUGGUGACUACCGUGAAUGUGCUGAAGAUGCCAAGGCUGCAUGCAAGCAGCUUGCUACCUACCUUGACUACAAGAAUUGUGAAGGUGUAGCUGAGAUUGUUGUGGCCCCCAGUAUGUCUGAAGGUUUCCGUGGCAUUGUCCAGACAAUGGGUCUUGGAAAUCUGAAGCCAAACAUUGUGGUGAUGCGGUAUCCCGAAAUAUGGCGUCGUGAAAACUUAACGGAAAUUCCAGCCACCUUUGUUGAAAUAAUUAAUGAUUGCAUUGUUGCAAACAAGGCAGUUGUUAUUGUCAAGGGUCUUGACGAAUGGCCCAAUGAGUAUCAGAGGCAGUAUGGUACUAUCGAUUUGUAUUGGAUAGUGAGAGAUGGUGGUCUCAUGCUUCUUCUCUCUCAACUCCUCCUCACCAAGGAAAGCUUUGAGAGUUGUAAAAUCCAGGUUUUCUGCAUUGCGGAAGAGGAUACCGAUGCAGAGGGGCUCAAGGCUGAUGUAAAGAAGUUUCUGUAUGAUCUUCGGAUGCAUGCCGAAGUGAUUGUUGUAACAAUGAAAUCGUGGGAUGUGCAAGCGGACAGUGGGUCUCCUCAAGAUGAAUCUGUGGACGCGUUUUCUGGUGCUCAGCAGCGUAUAGCUAAUUACAUGGCUGAUAUGAAGGCAGCAUCAGAAAAACAGGGGACCCCACUGAUGGCUGAUGGGAAGCCAGUUGUCGUGGAUGAACAGCAGGUGGAGAAGUUUCUUUACACUACUCUGAAGCUGAAUUCAACAAUACUCAGAUACUCGAGAAUGGCUGCGGUUGUUCUUGUGAGCUUACCUCCACCUCCGGCCAACCACCCGGCAUACUUCUACAUGGAGUACAUGGAUUUGUUGGUGGAAAAUGUGCCAAGACUACUGAUUGUGAGAGGAUACCGUAAAGAUGUUGUAACUCUAUUCACAUAG
Molecule: messenger RNA, 2925 nt
Organism: Prunus armeniaca (apricot)
Lineage: Eukaryota; Viridiplantae; Streptophyta; Magnoliopsida; Rosales; Rosaceae
Source: the annotation of a GenBank genome assembly